Molecule: messenger RNA, 2679 nt
Organism: Eublepharis macularius
Lineage: Eukaryota; Metazoa; Chordata; Lepidosauria; Squamata; Eublepharidae
Gene: COTL1
Product: coactosin like F-actin binding protein 1
Exons: 4
Coding region: 333-761 (142 amino acids)
Biological process (GO): regulation of actin filament polymerization
Cellular component (GO): cortical actin cytoskeleton; site of polarized growth; plasma membrane
Molecular function (GO): actin filament binding
Source: RefSeq, a predicted model, not a curated record
CCAGAAAGGCAGGGGAAGGGUUAAGCUGGGAGCUGCUCUGCCUGAUCAUUCCGGCAAGGGCUGCGAAGAGGCAGCAGAAGCAGCCCAGCCCAGCCUCGCUUGCCCCACCGGCCCCCCAGCCCUUCCUCCGGGCCCUUUUCCCUGCGCCGCUUUUGCAUACAGAUCAGAGAAUCCACCCGGCAGAGGAACGCCUACACAUCAGAGCAUCCACCCCGGGAGAGAAAGCCUCCACUUGCCUGGAUGAGCCAGGGAGCGCCGCCUGCGCCAGUAGGAGGGCCCCACCACUUCCAUUCAUCCGGACCCCACGUUGCUUCUCCCUCUUCUUCGGAGAAAUGGCCACAAAAAUAGACAAAGAGGCAUGCAGAGAAGCCUACAACCUGGUCAGGGACGACAGCACAGAAGUGAACUGGGUGACGUUUAAGUACGAGGGGUCCAUGAUAGUCCCUGGCCACAGCGGAGUCGACUAUGAGGAGUUUACGCGGCAGUGUACAGAUGACAUCCGGUUGUUUGGCUUUGUCCGGUUCACCACCGGUGACGCCAUGAGCAAGCGAGUCAAGUUUGCCCUAAUCACUUGGAUCGGGGAAAGCGUCAGCGGCCUGCAAAGAGCCAAAACAGGAACAGACAAAACUCUGGUUAAAGAAGUAGUACAGAAUUUUGCCAAAGAGUUCGUGAUCAGUGACCACAAGGAACUGGACGAAGAUUACAUCAAGGGCGAGCUGAAGAAAGCAGGGGGUGCGAAUUACGAUGCUCAGGCUGAAUAAACCCACUGUCGCUUCCUGGAGCCGGGUGCCCAGAUCAGGAAGGGAGGGGGGAAAGCACAAGAGACCUUCCAAAUCAAAACUGAGAGAGGAGCCAAGGUGAGCCGGGAAGAAGGCCCUGCAUACCGUGACGCACCUUCAAAGCCCCUUCCUGUCUCCCCAAAUGGACCUUGACUUCUCACUCCAUCCAGCAAAUCAUCUCCUUUGCCUUUGAUCUCUCCUUUUUACAUUUUCUUUCUUUCUUUUUUUAAAUCUGUCUCUGUAUUAACAAUGUUACCUGGUUCUUUAGGCACAGGUUGCCUUGUUCUCUCCAAGGUCUGUGCUCAUGGUUUGCUUUGAAAUUGCCAGAUCUGUUGUCGUGCUUGACUUCCAAUGACCCACAAUGAUAGAAAGAUUCCCAGAAAUGAUGAAUACAGAGUUAGUUAGCUGCAGCCCGAUCCUAUGAAUUUUUAUUCCAAAGCAAAUUCUGCUGCGUUCAGUGGGGGUUUGCUCCCACAUAAAUAUGCACAGGGUUGCAGUCCUACUUCCUAGCCCUACACCCCUUCAAAUGAUACCCCACUGAAUUCAGUGGGGCCUUUCCUCAAGGAAGUGUGCAUUGGAUCAUAGCCUUACUCAAGAGCAGUACAAUCCUGGCUACACCAGUGGCUGCUAAUGCCUCUCUGGACUAACAUAAGCACCAGUGAAUUUUGAAGAGAUGCUUGUGCUGAGAAUUUAUAGUGCAAUCCUCUGCAGUUAUCCCAGGCUAAACCCGUGGAAAUUAAUGGUCUUAGACCGGAAUAACUGUCCACAGGAUGGAACUAUUAGUCAAUAUCCUGUAGCACUCCAGCUGAGGAUAACUCUUGUAUGAGAUUUUGCAGGUUAUUAUUUGGAAGGGUUUUUUUUAGAGGAUGUGCAUCAUGUUCGAUAACUCAAGCCGAUUCUUGCAGAAAUUUGACACGAACUAUAGUAUCCAGCGAUGACAAUAUUGAUAAGUACUUUCUUGAAAGGAAGUGACCUGUAUUUCAGCUCUUAAAGGAACAAGAAGGAAUAUAACUUGCCUUAACAGAUUUGCUUGGCAGUUUAUCAUGUAUUCUCCCUCUCUUAAAGGAAGGGUCUUUUUUAAAAUUUGUCCUUUUUUUUAAAGUUAUUGUAACAACAGUAAGCAGAGGGUAGGAAGCAAACUAUCAGAUCAUUUGAUUGUGCUAUUUUGUAUUGUUUUUUUUUAAUCUCUGCAUUUGUGUUUUGAAGAUUGUAGCCUAUGAGAUCAUUACUGCCGAGGAGUCUCAGAAAUUCAGUGCCAUGUUAUCGCUAGGGUCAGUCGACAAAAUGCUCUGAGUAAACCCCCUUUGUUCCCAUGGGGCUUGCACAAAAAUACAAGCAAGUCAAAUGCAAAAAAAGUGUAUCCCUUCAUCCGUAAUUUGGAAAAAACAAAUCUGGAGUCCGAGGGUAUGUCUACUCUACAAAUUUAAAUUGGUUUCAAACCUCUUUGAUGGCAAAGUCCCUCAAACAGGCUUUGGGAACUGAAAUUCUCCAUCGAGAAUCUAUCUAUCAAAAUUCCCCAAACCUUCACAAAGUCAGGAAUCCUACGCUUCUCUCGAGGAAAUCCCUGACCACUUAAACAUUUCCAACUAGUUUAAAUUUUAAGCAUAGAUGUGACUUGGAGCUGUAGAGAUGUCUCUUUAAAAAAAAAAAAAUCUGUGUGACUCCACAAAGUAGGAAUCGAAUUGGGGGUUGAAUUGGCUGUACUCAGCUGAUUCUUGGCAGAAGUUAAAAAUGAGUUUUUUUUCCCAAGUUACAACUGGAAUACUUUUGUGUUUUACAGAAUUUCCCCCCUCCCCACCCAUCAAUAAGGAUGAUCAAUGAGAUUAUGCUUGGGGGACAUUGUGCUAUUUUUUGAGUUUGGGGAGAUAGUCAUCUCUAAUAAAAUAAAAUUUAAAAAGUC